Moneuplotes crassus is the source of this 512-nucleotide messenger RNA. NCBI's taxonomy places the organism in Eukaryota, Ciliophora, Spirotrichea, Euplotida, Euplotidae. The record is from the annotation of a GenBank genome assembly.
AUUUUCAGAAAAUGUCAAAGAUUAAGGGACACAAGAGGCUAGUGAAGGAAAUCAAAGAUCUUCAGGAGAAUUAUGAGGAGUUCAAGAUUCAUUUCCCAGAUCCAGAUACUCUCUAUCUGUUCAACGCUGUCUUUGAUGGAGCAGAGGGAUCAUUGUACGAAGGAGAGACUUUAGAGCUUCAAUUCAAGUUUGAUGACACCUUCCCAUUCGAAGCACCUGAAGUUAUUUUUGUAGGAGAUAUACCCACACACCCUCAUGUAUAUAGCAAUGGGUAUAUUUGCCUAUCAAUUUUGUAUGAUCAUUGGACUCCAGCACUUAGAGUUUCAUCAAUAAUUUUAAGCAUUCUCUCAAUGCUGAGCAGUUGUGAAGAAAAAGUUGGUCCAGAGAACGAUGGUUCAUUCUCAAGAUAUGCUAAAGGAAAAUCUCCUAAAUCCUUCAACUGGGUUUUUGAAGAUGACAAGUGCUAAAAUACUGGAUUAUGCUCUAAAACAUUAAUGUUUCACCUAUAUCUC